AUGUCGGACAAGUUUCUGUUUACUUCUGAGUCGGUUGGCGAAGGCCAUCCGGACAAGAUCUGCGAUUGCGUCUCCGAUGCCGUCCUCGACGCUCACCUCGCCCAGGACCCAAAUGCCAAGGUUGCUUGCGAAUCCGUCGCCAAGACAGGCAUGAUCAUGGUCUGCGGCGAAGUUUCUUCCAAAGCAAAUGUUGAUUACCAAUCUGUCAUCCGAGGAGCUAUCAAAGACAUUGGCUACGACUCCGACGACAAGGGUUUCAACUACAAGACUUGCAACAUCCUCGUCGCGUUGGAAGAACAAUCUCCUGAUAUUGCUCAAGGUGUUCACAUCGACAGAGACGAUGACGAUGUUGGCGCUGGUGAUCAGGGCUUGAUGUUUGGCUACGCUACCAACGAGACAGAAGAGUGCAUGCCGCUGACGAUUUCUUUGGCGCACAACUUGAACCGAAAAAUGGCCGAGCUAAGGAAGACGGAUCCCUCUUGCGAGUGGCUGCGACCUGAUUCGAAGACACAGGUCACCUGCGAACACGAGCUGCGAAAUGGCGAAGUCAUUCCCACUCGAGUCCACACAGUCGUCAUUUCCGUCCAGCACGCUGAAGAGAUCACCCUCGAAGAGCAACGAGCCCAGCUCAAGUCCAAGAUCAUUGACGCAGUUAUUCCCGCUCAUCUGAUCGACGAGAACACGAUCUACCAUCUCCAGCCCUCAGGUCGAUUCGUCAUUGGCGGUCCUCAAGGCGAUGCUGGCCUCACCGGGCGAAAAAUCAUCGUCGACACUUAUGGCGGAUGGGGAGCCCACGGCGGUGGAGCUUUCUCCGGAAAAGAUUACACCAAGGUCGAUCGAUCUGCCGCUUACGCCGCUCGCUGGGUAGCCAAGUCGCUGGUCAAAGGCGGUCUCUGCAAGCGCGUCCUCGUCCAAGUCUCCUACGCGAUCGGUGUCGCCCAGCCCACCUCAAUCCACGUCGACAGCUACGGCACCUCCGAGAAGAGCAAUGCCGAGCUCUCCGAAAUCGUCAAGAAGAACUUCGACCUCCGACCCGGAGCCAUCGUCAAAGCACUUGGCCUCCGCAAGCCCAUCUUCCGACCGACAACUGCUUAUGGCCAUUUUGGACGAGAAGGAUUCUCUUGGGAAACGCCAAAAACUCUCGAGCUGUAA
Molecule: messenger RNA, 1152 nt
Organism: Oikopleura dioica
Lineage: Eukaryota; Metazoa; Chordata; Appendicularia; Copelata; Oikopleuridae
Source: the annotation of a GenBank genome assembly